CGCUUUUGUUUUCGCCAUUUUAGCUCACUUCUUUUCCAAAAUUGUGCGGCGUUGGACGCGUGUUGUAAAGAUUAAAGAGCAGAAAAUUGCGAAUUUUCUUAGAGUUUUUCUCUAAUUUGUGUUCAAUUAAAUCAAAAAAACUAAAUACGUGAUGGAUCGAGGAAAUUAUGGCGGAGGCGGCGGUGGCGGUGGAGGUUAUAACAAUUUUUCUGUUCCUCCGCCAAACUUUCAACAACCACCGAAAAAUGGUGGUGGCUACAAUGAACCGCCGCCAUCGUUCAAUAAACCAAGUCAAGGAGGAGGAGGAGGCCGUGGUGGCGGUGGUAGUUGGAACGACCGAAGCGGAGGUGGUGGCGGCGGCGGCUACGGAGCUGGAGGCGGCAACAAGGACGGCUACAAUAAAGGAGGCGGCUAUGGAGGUGGUGGUAGCAGCGGUGGUGGUGGUGGUGGUAGUGGUGAUAUGGUAACCCAAGAGGAUACUAUUUUUAUAUCCGGAAUGGAUCCUAGUGCCACUGAAAUGGAGAUUGAAACAUUUUUUGGUGCAAUCGGCAUUAUUAAGAAAGAUAAAAGGACAAUGAAGCCAAAGAUCUGGUUGUACAAACAUAAGGAAACGGGAGAGUCGAAAGGUGAAGCAACUGUAACAUAUGACGACACAAACGCAGCUCAGUCGGCGAUUUCAUGGUUCGACGGACGCGACUUCAAUGGAUGUAUUAUUAAAGUUUCACUUGCACAAAGACAAAAUAACUGGAGUAAAUCUGGUGGUGGAGGUCGCGGUGGCGGCGGUUUUGGAGGUGGGCGCGGAGGACCUCGUGGUGGCGGAGGCGGUGGAGGAGGUGGAUUUGGUGGUGAUCGUGGUGGUCGAGGCUUUGAUCGCGGUGGAAAUGAUUUCGGUGGUGACUCAGGACGAGGAGGAGGUGGUCGCGGAGGAGACCAAGGUGGUCGUAUGGGCGGUCGGGGCGGAGGUGGUGGCGGUGGAGCCCCAGGAAUGCCACAAAGAGAUGGAGACUGGAAAUGUUCGAGCUGUAGUAAUACUAACUUUGCUUGGAGAAACGAGUGCAAUAGAUGCAAGACACCUAAAGGAAACGAAGGUGGAGGUGGUGGAUCUGACAUGGGAAGCGGCGGUGGUGGAGGUGGUUACGGUGGAGACCGUGGUUAUCAAAGCAGAGGAGGAGAUAGGAACGGCGGCGGUGGUGGAGGCGGUGGUGGAUUUAACCGCUUCAGUGGUGGCUCCGGAGGUGGCGGUGGUGGCAUGAGAGGUAACAACCGCCGUGAUGGAAACAGUGGAGGUGGACCCAUGCGAAAUGACGGAGGAAAUAGGUCAAGACCCUAUUAAUCUAUCGGACUUACAAUUUUAAUUUAAACAAAACAAUAAAAAAUACAUUUAAAUCAAUUGCUUUUAAAAUAUUUUAAUGUAAUUUCGAUGAGAAGUUAAACAAUUAUAAAAAAUAAAAUAUUAAUUAUGUAGAUAA
Molecule: messenger RNA, 1469 nt
Organism: Eupeodes corollae
Lineage: Eukaryota; Metazoa; Arthropoda; Insecta; Diptera; Syrphidae
Gene: caz
Product: RNA-binding protein cabeza
Exons: 7
Coding region: 152-1333 (393 amino acids)
Biological process (GO): regulation of DNA-templated transcription
Cellular component (GO): nucleus
Molecular function (GO): RNA binding; transcription coregulator activity
Source: RefSeq, a predicted model, not a curated record